AUAAAUAGAAGUAAAUGUCCGUUACUUCUGCUAAUAUACCUUUAUAGGUAGCAACUGCAGAGAACGUUUAAAUUUCAAAUUUUCAAGGAAAACCUGCAGUCGUUAACCUUUGGGUGCGCGCGCACAGGGUAACCCCUGCUCCUAUGCAAUAGCUGGCAAACCUCAUAGGAGAGGUAACUCGCACUAGGCAAGUCUGGUGUGACGAGAUCGACCCAAAAGGCAAAGCCCUUGCUUUCGCGGGCAAGGGAUUUCGAACUUGAGACCUCCAGCAUGGAAGUGCCAAGCUCAAACCAGUGGGCCACCCCGAAGGGUCCAUGGCAAGAAUAUAAAAAACAUGUAUUGCGUCCAGCGUCUUCUAUUGUUGUUUUAAUCAUCGAGUGCAAGUAUGCACCUAUGUGAUCAUUUGUGUGUUUUGUGAACUUUAAUGUACUUCGUCUAUUUGUAAUAAAGUUAUUUACAGGCAACUCUUUUUAAAAUUUGUGUUAAAUAAGUAUUGAUGAAGUAGUGUUGAGUCACGAGUGUCUAAUGUCUAUCAUCUUUUAGAGUUUUAGUUACUGUUAGUGUACAUCUGUAAGCAUGCUUGUGGCUAUUUUCCGGUGCAUUUGUAUGUAGAGGACAUCAAAGCAUUUGAUCCUAAUGAGGCUUACAGUAAAUUAGUGACUACUAUCCAUCCUUUAUAAGUAUAAAUAAAUUAACUUUCUUUAAUUUUUUCCACUAUUUAUUAAAUUUGGUUAAACCGAACCUAAACUUACAAACCAGACCAAAUCGACCGAAUGCCCAACCUACUUGUGAGCUUAAAGUAGGUUUCAACAUAAUGACGAAAGAAUGCUUCAAAAUUGUGCCAUAUAUUGGAUUCCAAAAAUAAAAUAGUGUCAAAUGUAGGAAUAGGCAUAGGAUAUUAGCGUCCAGUCACAUGUUUUCUUUCUGCGGUGGACUAAGUUGCAUCGAUAGUAGGGAUCAAAAUGGAAGCUCUAUGAAAAUGCAUUUAACCACUGUGCUUCCAAUCAACAAGUAAUCUGGAUUAUUAUUAUGUUUUUUUUUUGAUAAAGUAAUUAGUUCUAUUGCAGGCAUCAAGUAGAUGUGUAAUAGUUACAAAAGCUUAGUAGAAAAAGGUCCGCGCUCCUUUACAUUGUUAAUUAAGAGUCAUGGAGCUGACGAAGUUCAGAAAUGAAUCAGGUGAAUCUAGAGAGGAUAAAUAAACCCAACUAUGACAGCUAUAGUAAUAUCAGACCCCGGGCAAAUGGGUGUGCGAGGGGAACAUUGUGCUUAUGUUCACCUAUGAAGCAUGGGCGCCGGGUUUUGGGCUGUGUAGUUGGACAAAGUUCAUGCAUCAGACACGCUCUGUACAUGUAUUCUUGUCUUUCUCUAUUUUGUGGACAACAAUUGAACACUUAUUAAGGCAAGUUAUGUUUUUAGAAGAAAAUCAGGGGCUUAAAGUAAGAAUUGAGAACUGAUGAAAAAACCUUGAGUAUAGAACCUGCAUCACUCAUGAGUUCUCAGCUUCUGUUAACUGCUUGCUUCUUAAGUUCUUAGAUCUUCUAUAUUUGAGUUCUCAGUAGGUCUAUUUUUCAGGUUCUCUUUUCUUGAUGAGUUCUAUGCUGUCUGUUUGAUACUUUGAUGAGCCUUUCCUCCUUCCCUGGUUUGAUUCUGGCUGCGCUGCUAUUUAAUUUUAUUGUAGACAUGCAUGCUACUUUUUUGCUAUGUCAAGGAUUUUUAUUAUGUGAUUUUUUGCAGAAUCUGAAGUCCAAUAGAAAAUAUGGGAUUAAGAUAUUGCAGAGUCAGGCUUUUCUUCUUCUAAGGCUGAGAAAAGCGUCACUUGGGUUGUGGUCUAGAACCCAUCACAGAGUAACUCAUAGGGCAUUCUGUUGUAUCUUACCUGUUAUGAUUGAUUUGAUGAUUAGGUGGUUUAAUAUGACAACAAGUUUGGAAGAGUCAUCAAAGAAAACUUCACGUCCUCAAUUGGUUGUAUUGAACAAGGCAUUCAAAUUGGCUGAGCAAUGGGUCAACAGUAUGGGUGACUCUUCUAAUGAUGCUAACCCAACUGUGGUUGUUCUAGAGAGUCGACCACCCAGACUUGGAAUUGGUGCUGCAGUUCCACGUCAAUCACAAACAGUACUCUCAAAUGACCCCGCUGAAAGAAGGCUACGUGCUAAAUUGGAUGCUGAGAAAAGAAGAAAAUUGAAGAGCUCUGAAGCAUCAACAGUAUCCGACAAAGACGGGAAAGUUGAUGAAGAAAGUGAUGAAGAUGAAUCAGAGAGCAAAUCAAAAGCUUUUACCAAGAAGAGGCCUGCACCUUUGCCCUCGACUCUGCAAGUAAAAAAAAAGAAGUGACUUUGCAUCAUCCAGCAAUGAAUACUUCGAGAUGUGCUGGAGUUCUACCAUAGUAUAAAAUUCUCCGCCGUCGUUUCUUGUGGCCAUUUUGUAUGUAGGGUGCAGUUUGUUUUGUCAGUGGUGUUUAUUUCUCAACAAAAUGUUCUCCCCCAACUCCCAUCUCCAGCGUGUGCGUUUGGUGACAAAUGCUUUUAGAGAACAUGUCAUUCUCUCAUUUUUGUUCUCUUUUGAUUGUAGUUAAUGGAAUGAAGUAAAUCUUUUCUGCAACGAUGCUCAAACACACAAAGGACACAUCAUAUUUGGUACUUUUAAGCUUGUUCUGAUGAGCAUAUAACCAGGCAAAGAGUGAUGAUUAGUCUAGUUACUGUUUUAGUGUUGCACUUUUACUCUUGCUUUAAUCUUUUAGCUGCAAAUACUUUUUUGUGAAUGUUGCAAUACGAGGGUAGUACUCAGGGAUGAGAACAUUUGUUUAACUUUAUCAUGCGUUGUAAUGACAUUAAUAUUCUCAUUUCGAAGUGAUACUAUACC
Molecule: messenger RNA, 2859 nt
Organism: Solanum pennellii
Lineage: Eukaryota; Viridiplantae; Streptophyta; Magnoliopsida; Solanales; Solanaceae
Exons: 5
Coding region: 1618-2331 (237 amino acids)
Source: RefSeq, a predicted model, not a curated record